GGCCACCAUACCUUAAACAAAACUUUAGCUAAGUUGAGCAGCCUCCAACUACAUUAAUCCCUUAUCUCGACGUACACCAACUUAUCUCAUCUUCCAUGGAGGCCAAGUCUGAAGAUACUUAUUAUCUCACAAUUGGGCUUUUGAAUAACAACAAUAAGAAUAUAAAUGAUGGGGUCAGUGUUGCUGUUGCUGAAGAAACAAAUGGUAGUUAUAAGUCAUUUAUAAGUCAAGCUACAGGGGGGACUACAUCAUUCUUCAAGACAGCCUUCAAUGGUCUUAAUGCCUUGUCAGGAGUUGGGAUACUGUCAACACCCUAUGCAUUAGCAUCAGGAGGAUGGUUGAGCUUGAUACUCUUGUUCAUUAUUGCUAUUGUCACCUUCUACACAGCCUUGUUGAUUCAAUCAUGUAUGGAUGCUGACUCGAGUAUUCGGACUUACCCUGACAUCGGGGAACGGGCAUUCGGGAAAAAGGGCAGAGUUCUCGUAUCGACUUUUAUGAAUUUAGAACUCUACUUGGUGGCCACAGGGUUCUUGAUUUUAGAAGGAGAUAAUUUGAAUAAUUUGUUACCAGAUAUGGGAUUUGAAUUUAAUGGUUUUAGAGUUGGAGGAAGGCAAAGUUUUAUAAUCAUUGUGGCUCUUGUUAUACUUCCCACAAUCUUGUUAAACAACAUGGGCCUUCUUUCUUAUAUUUCUGCAACUGGAGUCGUCGCCUCAUUUGUGAUUCUUGGCUCCAUUUUUUGGACCGGAGCGUUUGAAGAUAUUGGGUUUCAUGAAAAGGGGGAGUUACUGAAUUUAAAGGGCAUCCCUGCUGCUAUUAGUUUGUAUGCCUUCUGUUAUUGCGCUCAUCCGGUUUUUCCCACCCUGUACACUUCUAUGGAGAAUAAGAAGAAUUUCUCCAAGGUCAUGUUCCUGACCUUUCUCCUCUGCACCAUCACUUAUGCAUCAAUAGCAGUGUUCGGUUACCUUAUGUUCGGGUCCAUGCUAAAGUCACAAAUAACCUUAAACCUUCCUAUCAAUAAAAUUAGCUCAAAAAUCGCCAUAUACACCACUCUGGUCAAUCCCAUCGCCAAGUAUGCCUUGAUAUUAACUCCAAUUGUUCACACCAUUGAGAACCGUUUCCGAUCUUUCUGCAAAAAGAAACCUAGUGUCUUCAUUCGGACGACCCUGCUGACCAGCACUGUCAUUGUAGCACUGGCCUUCCCUUUCUUCGGAUUGCUCAUGUCCCUUGUUGGCGCAUUCCUCAGCGUCACAGCUUCAAUAUUACUCCCCUGCUUGUGCUACUUGAAGAUAUCGGGUGCUUAUCAGAGACUUGGCUAUGAAGUUGGAAUUAUAUGGUGCAUUCUGGUUUUCGGAGUUGCAGUUCUUGUAAUUGGCACUUACACGGCUCUUGUGGAGAUUAUAGCUCAGUUGUAAGCAAUUUUGUUAUAUAUCUAGACAUGAAGCUCGGUAGAUUGCUGAUUAGCUAUUCUUA
Messenger RNA from Daucus carota subsp. sativus, 1470 nucleotides. Its product is annotated as amino acid transporter AVT1I. The transcript is spliced from 3 exons. Gene Ontology annotation, molecular function: amino acid transmembrane transporter activity. Gene Ontology annotation, biological process: amino acid transmembrane transport. Gene Ontology annotation, cellular component: membrane. Bases 96 to 1412 code for a protein of 438 amino acids. Lineage: Eukaryota; Viridiplantae; Streptophyta; Magnoliopsida; Apiales; Apiaceae. The record is from RefSeq and is a predicted model, not a curated record.